AUGGGUUAUGGGCUCACCCGAAAAUUAAGUAAUAAUGAUUGUAUGAAUAACAAACGACAAAAAAAAUCCACAAUGGGUUCGCCCGUACGUUCCAAACAACCAUUACCUCCCGUUUAUGGUCGUCCUAUAGAUACAAAAACUUGGAAAGAAAUAGCAGGCGUUCAGAUAUGUUGUUCGCAAAAAUUGGAACCUUUAUUUGAGGUUGCGAGACGAUUGAAAGCAAUGACAGUUCCUUCCAAAAAGUAUUCUACCGAAAAUGAUUAUGAGACAAAGUGGUAUUAUUUGGACUUGGAUCUUUUUAUUGAUGUACAUGGUAUCUUAUUGAAAGAUUUGUGUCAACAACGGUAUGUUAUGAACAUAGGCUUGCUAGAUUCCGCUUUACAAAGACCAAAGUUCAUGUUUUUUUACAAUAAAGCAUCAUUGUUUAAAAUGGCUGCCGGCCUUGGGGAAAGUAUUAUUAAGAACCAUACAUUUUUAGAUGGGAAUAAGAGAGCCGGUCAUCUUGCUAUUUCUAUGUUUUUACUUCUUAAUGGUUAUGAUUUAUUUGCGGAUGAGGAUUCUGCUGAGCAUAUUAUAUUGAAUGUAGCUAUGGGUAAAAUUAAUAUUGAUAUGCUAGAAUCUUGGAUUGCUAGUAAUGUGAAAGCUUGCGAAUGA
Messenger RNA from Funneliformis geosporum, 654 nucleotides. The record is from the annotation of a GenBank genome assembly. NCBI's taxonomy places the organism in Eukaryota, Fungi, Glomeromycota, Glomeromycetes, Glomerales, Glomeraceae.